Sphaerulina musiva SO2202 is the source of this 5699-nucleotide messenger RNA. Its product is annotated as UCH-domain-containing protein. Gene Ontology annotation, biological process: protein deubiquitination. The record is from RefSeq and is a predicted model, not a curated record. The coding region runs from base 614 to 5266 and encodes 1550 amino acids. The transcript has 2 exons. Lineage: Eukaryota; Fungi; Ascomycota; Dothideomycetes; Mycosphaerellales; Mycosphaerellaceae. Gene Ontology annotation, molecular function: cysteine-type deubiquitinase activity.
CCCGGCCUCAACAGGUACACAUGGCAUUGGCAACGUGAACAGACAUCUCCACACGCUGUCCUGUCACCGGCAAUUGCCAUUCUGCAUUCCUUCUCUCACGCCCGCCCGGCUGCAGCAUCUUCAAAAAGAUCUUCAAUCCAUCCACCCUGACUUCCUUCUUUUCUUCUUUUCUUCCUUUCUUCCUUCUUUUCCCUUAGUCGCCCUGUGCCCUUUGCGCCUGCUUCACUUCGCUGUCGCCCCUGUCGCCGCUGUUGCUCAGUGAGGCAGUCUCGGCUUCACGCGCACAACGCACAUCCUGGCUUCGUCGCAGAAGAAGCGAAAGCUCGCUCCCUUUGCUGCUUCCAGGCCUCCCUCCGCAGACAACCGCUCUUCGUCACCUACACCGACUGACGGCGAGCAGCAACAUUAUCAACAACAACAGCAACUGUCCACCGGCACCUCCUCCAUCGUCGAUCCCCUGGAGAUACGCUCAUCGCCACCGCGGUUCAUACCACCACAUCUGCACGACGAGGUGCUGCCCAGUCGCGAACAGCACCCUUUGGAAGGGGAAAGAGCGAUCAGUCCCAGCGCUGCGUUCGCGGAAGUCACCAUUGGAGGCGCUGCGGAUGAGAGUAUGUCGGAGAACGGAGGUGCGAGCGGGAGCGGCGAAAGGGCAAUGGUCGGUGCCGGGAGGACGUUAGGAGGUGCAAGGAGCGCCAGCCCAGCGAAGAGGAGACUGGAAGAGAUGGAGGGUGUGAAGAGAGACUCUGUAGUGCCUGCUGUCCCGACAGUUGUGCCCCCACCAGAGAGCAUUGCCAUGGAAGAUGACGAGCCGGAGCUAACACCCCAAGACGUAGCAAUGACAGGGCUUCAAGAGAGCGGCACGGAGACAGUUGGUAGCCACUACACGGACACGAGUGAGGAGACGAGUAAGGCUUCCAGUGCCACGAGUGACGGCGAUCAGUUGCCUGCCUAUUCAAAAGAUGACGAUGAGCGCUGGGCGAAGUCGAAGCCUGGUGCCGAGCCGACUCACCGUUUCUACACCACGGAGGAGACUGAUGCGCAAGUGGCCAAGGUCAUGCAGAUGCAGAGCAUGCCUUCAGAAGGCGACGUUGGUGUCUGCAUAUCUAAUCGUUGGCUCAAUAGGGUGCGAUCCCGCACGACAGAGGGCUUGAAAAGCAAGCAGUUUCCAGACGAUGCCAGAGAUGGACCUGUUGGCCAGCUGGACUGCUCUGAUAUCGUUCCUGAAGGUGGCUUUGAUGCUCCCAUUCUCAAAGACGUUAACGGCAAGUCCUUUGUGCCACUCAAGCCCGAUGGAAGCGAGCACGACUUUGAGAUACUGCCCAAUGCCGCGUACGAAUACAUCGUUGCAGAAUAUGGCUCGGUUUCAGGCCAAGUGGCGAUUCGACGAUAUGCACACAACACAGCCGACGAGGAUGCUGCUGGCGACAACGUUCAAUUCGAGUUACAUCCUCCCGUGAUCACUGUCCGUAAAGUGCCGCAACCAGGUGCGGCCUCGAUGGGUGGUGCAGCUCCAGCUCUGAAAGCACGUGUCGAAGGAAGGGAUAAAUUUGGUCAGCGGAAAGAUACUGAUGCUCUCCGCCUUGUCAGCUCGCGCUCUGAGAAGUACCGGGAGUUCGUGAUCAGGGCAAAGAAUGCUGCUGGAAUCCCUGUCGGCAACAAGACCAAGGUAUUCCGCCUCCUCAAAACAUCAUCUGGAGAACCUCGCACUUCGACAGACAUUACCAUUGCUCAGAAUGGGGCGUUAACUCCUCCAGCUUCGAGAUCAAGCUCGCCUGCUGAAGCAGAUGUCCCGGAACUGAUCAUGACACCUGAAACGUUCAAGAAGACGGUAGGCACCGAUCUUGAACCCGCACUUGUUGACGACCAAAGCCAUAACGACAAGUACAAUGGUGGUGGCCAAACCACGAUGCAAAUGGCUGGCUUUUUUGAAUCAAUGACUAUGAUUCUCGAGGAGCAAAUUGGCGGUCCUGCGGGUGGAGAGUUCCGUUCAGACUCCAUGAAUAAGGCUCUCAGCAUCGUGAAAAGCAACCUCAAUUCGAAAGCCAGCACAGCCAACAACUCCAGGGCGACUAGUCCUGCCCCUGGGGGCAUGACUACGAGAGGUCGGGCUUUGAAAAAUGGCAAGACGCGAGGCACCGUUGGACUUCAGAAUCUAGGCAACACUUGCUACAUGAAUUCUGCGCUGCAAUGCAUACGAAGUGUCGAAGAACUUGCCAUAUACUUCUAUACCAAGAAGUACAAAAAGGAUAUCAACAAUGGCAAUCCAUUGGGAUACCACGGUGCAAUGGCCAACGCUUACCAGACUGUGAUCCAGGGCAUCUAUGGUAACAACACAGGUGGUUCGUUUUCACCUAGGGACUUCAAGAACACACUUGGAAGACAUCAGCCAAUGUUCUCUGGUUAUGGUCAGCAGGACUCACAGGAGUUCCUCAGCUUUCUCGUCGAUGCUAUCCACGAAGACCUCAACCGAAUUGACAAGAAGCCGUAUGUUGAGAACCCAGACUCUGACGACAGUAAGGUUCACGAUCCUGAGUACAUUCGCGAGCUUGGCGAGACCUACCAGAAGAACCACAAGCUGCGCAACGACUCCAUCGCAAUGGACCUGUUUGGCGGUUUCUACAAAAACAAGAUGGAGUGUCCAGACUGUAACAAAGUCAGCGUUACCUUCGAUCCAUACUCUCUUGUGACUGUGCAAUUGCCCAUGGAGAUUGCUUUCCAGCAUGAUAUCACUUACAUUCCGCUGCAUGGCAGACCCUUGUUACAUCAUAUUGAUAUCGACAAGAACUCGCCAAUUAAGGCGCUGAAAGAGGUUCUGGCGAAAAAGCACCCUGGCGCAGAUGCAAGUCGCAUGUGGAUGGUCGAGGUAUACAAUCACAAGAUCUACAAGGUUUAUGAUGACAGUACAGUGAUUGCUGAAUCUGGCAUUUUGGCUAACGACCACCUCUUCAUCUUCGAACUUGAGCAAACGCCAAGAAAUGCCGCCAAGAGAUCGUACGACUCGCUCAAUAAGGUGAACGCAGUCCCCGCAGAUGGCAUGGCGGCACCUCAAGCGGAUACAUUUGCUGUACCUGUCUUUCAGCGCACGAAGAGCAAUCAGAGCGGUUACUCUCUGAGCGAUCACCCCAUAUACAUCACCGUGAGCCGGGAAGAAGCCAAAGACUAUGACACCAUCCUCAAGAAGGUUUUGAUCGCCGUAGCCAACUUGACCAGCCGACCUAUUCUCAAAGAAUUCGAGGAGGAUACGAUCCCUAACCGCGUCGAGGAGCUUGAAGACGAACAGAAUGGCUCCGAAGAAUCGGCAGUCGUCAGUGAUCAUUCUGCGCAGUCGGAAGACGGCUACGUCAACGUUUCCAUUGACAACUCCCCACAGGACGCUGAAAUGCUGGACAACAAUGACGAGACCGGACAGCUCCACACCGACGAAGUUUACAUUCCCACGAAUUUCAUGGAACCGCACUACUUUAUUUCACCUGCUUUGCGGAAUCAGCUUUUCGACGUGCAAUAUGCUGCAGCUAAAGGCUCCGGCAUGCACUGCGCCGAUGGCUACAGUGGCUCAUUCCGCGAGGAUACCAUACGACCGAUGUAUGAGCGUGUGAACCGCAUGUCUCGCAGAUCCUCUCUGCAGUCAUCUAGCUCGAGCGACUCGACCCCUGGUACCACGUCAGCAGAAGAAGAAGAAGCCGAUGGCGAGAGCGGAGCCAGCCCUACGACGUUCGAAGGAGAUGAGCCAGACAUAGUUCAAGGCGACCCAGCUACGCCGCUCGCUGAAGCCAUGAGUGAUGACGGUAGUGACGAGCUCGCGGGUGGUAAUACCAUUAUGAGACCAAGUGAGGUGUCUACAGAUUCGCAUCGAGGCAGAAGGAAGAAGAAGAAUCGCAAGAGCAAGAACGGCAAGAAAAAAGGCGGCAAUAGGAAUGGCGUCAUUACCUACAGUCAGAAGAGUAAGCCUCGCACAGGCUUUGUCAAUGGCAGCCAACGCGAUCGACUUGGCAGCAAGCACACCAACGAGGACGAUAUCGACAACCCUUACUACAUUCGUCUUGGGGAGUGCAUCGUGCUUGACUGGAAGCCCGAAGCUCACGAGAGCUUGUUUGGUGGCAGUGCGGACGUGGCGGAUGACAUGCGCGGCCAUGCAUACUGCAACAGCUCUGGCGAGGGCGCUACAGUUUUCAAAGACCCCGAACAAGAUGCAAAGAAAGCUAAGCGCGAUCUUCGUAAGAAGAAAGGUGUCAAUCUUGAUGAGUGUUUUGACGUCACAAGUCGAUCCGAAGUGCUAUCGGAGGACAAUGCAUGGUACUGCAAUCGGUGCAAGGAGCUGCGGCGCGCGACCAAGACUCUGGAGAUAUGGACUCUUCCUGAUAUCCUUGUUGUGCAUCUGAAGCGAUUCGGUGGCAACAGAUCUUUUAGAGAUAAGGUAGACCUCUUGGUCGACUACCCAAUCCAAGGCCUAGACAUGACCGACAGAGUCGGUGUGAAAGAGGAUGGUAAAGAGUACAUCUACGACUUGUUCGCCGUGGACAACCACUAUGGAGGUCUUGGUGGCGGACACUACACUGCCAUGGCGAAGAACUUCUACGAUGGCCAGUGGUAUGACUACAAUGACUCGUCGACGCACAAGAUAAGCAAUGAGGAUAACGUCCACUCUGCGGCUGCCUACCUUCUCUUUUACCGCCGUCGAUCCGAUAAGCCUCUCGGAGGAGAAGAACUUCAAGCUAUCGUAAGUGAACACCGCAACCCCUCCACCGCUGCCGAGGACGGCGAAGACGACGAGUCGGGGGAAGCCAAGCUCGGCGGCCGAACUCUCUCUGGCUCGGGGUCGUCGAGCGGCUUGGCCGGAGUCGGAGCCGGGGCGAAGAGCAGCCAGAAGUGCACUCAGGGAGGAAAUGGUGGAAUUGGAGUCGGAGCAGGGCGCCAUCUGACAACGAAGACAACGGAGACGAAUAAUGAUGUCGUGCGCGGCCUGCGUGGAGCGACCUGGAGCCUCGACGCUGCUGACGCGGAUGCCGAUGCCGAUGCUGAUGCCGCAGACGCGCUCAUCGAGAACGUGGCCGAUCAGGACGACGACGACGACGUAGACAGCGGUAGCACGACUGGUGUUCAAGGGGAUUCUUAUGACUCUGGCAUGGAUGUGAGUCUUGAUUCUCCUCCAGAAAUAUCAUCAAACUCGCCUGAUUUUCAGUGGGUUGACGAGCAGCAGCAGAAUUGGGAUGCUGAGGCACAAGACGACGUUGUGCAUGAUGUACAUCCUGAUCUCUACGACUAGGGAUGGGGGUGAUGAUGAUAUGCGCAAUAGUGAUAACGGUGCUGCCUCGUCCCACAGGGAAUGGCCGGAGAAGUCAGCAGAACCCGACGGCUUUUAGGCUCUCGCGAUCCGAGCUGCUUGGUCUUUGGAUGAUGAGCAAGAUGUUACUACUGUCGCACCCGAGACUUCUUUGGUAAUAAUGCGUGGGCAUCGAUACGGAAGCAAUGAUUCGAAAGCUAAAUGACUAUGGUGAGCUCAUGAGGAUCAAGAUGCAGAUGAAGGAGUCACUGCAUCAAUACAUACAUGGCACGCUGGCAUUGAUCGCUUUUGCACACUUUGAUGCCGAAGCUCGGGGCCUUUUUUUUACUUGGGCAUGGCUGAUGAUCAGAGUGUCUAUAGAGAGUAAUAUGAAGCAGAGACGUGUACAUGAAUGAAUAGACAUUCAAACGACUUG